Molecule: messenger RNA, 1486 nt
Organism: Girardinichthys multiradiatus
Lineage: Eukaryota; Metazoa; Chordata; Actinopteri; Cyprinodontiformes; Goodeidae
Gene: zte38
Product: zebrafish testis-expressed 38
Exons: 12
Coding region: 293-1171 (292 amino acids)
Source: RefSeq, a predicted model, not a curated record
UAUGAAUCAUAGUGAUGAUGUAAAAUCUUGGGCGGGAAAACUGACUCACCACUAGCUCACCUCUAGUGUCCUGCGCGGUCUUGUUUCUACUAGCAGAUUACUGUACUGACUAGGAUACAGUAAUCUGAGUGUCGUCUAGAGUGUGAACAAAAACCUCUUACCAUCCUGCUAACUUAGAAAGAAGUCAAAUAAUCUAUUUUAGGUAUAUUUGAGCUUAUUCGGCAUCUCCUUUAGCUAAUUUAGCCGUUGGAAGUGACCCUCGCCUGGCUAAGGUUGGACGCAAGGAGGAAAAAUGGCGUCCGGGAAAAUGUGCCUUAGAGGAAACAAGGAGGAAACUGCAGAGUGGACCGCAUUAUUCAUCAAUGACUUAAAAACCAAACACGAGUCUCUGGUCUUUGUCAAGAGGAUGAUGGCUGUGGCCGUCUCUUCCAUCACCUACCUGAGAGGGAUUUUUCCAGAGUAUGCCUACAGAUCCCGGUAUCUGGAAGAUCUGUGCAUCAAAGUUUUGCGUGAGAACAGCAACACCGCUGGCGCCAACAAAAUUGUGAAAUGGAUGAUGGGCUGCUUCGAUGCAUUAGAGAAGCAGUACCUCCAGAUUAUAUGCAUUGGGGUUUACACUGAUCCAGAGGACCGUAAUUGCAUCAUUGAGUCCUACCAGUUUAACUUCAGAUACGCCGAAAAGGGACCAGAAAUGGACAUACUCAGGAACAACGACAUAGAGCUGCAGGUGACACUGGAGGACACCAAGAGAGCCUCAGUGCUGCUCAUCAGGAAGCUCUUCCUGCUUAUGCAGAACCUGGAUGCCCUCCCCAGCAAUGUCUACCUCACCAUGAAGCUCUACUAUUACGAUGACAUUACCCCUGCAGACUACCAACCUCCAGGCUUCCAGGAAGGGGUAUACGACCGGCUGUGGUUUCAAGGGAUGCCAGUGCACUUCAAAGUGGGCCAAGUGCAAACGAUCUACCACUCACUGAGACUCCGGGUGUCUGUGGAGCAAGGCCAGGUGAAGAAACUACAGGAAGGAAAUUAUGUGAAGGAACGCAGGCAGGUUUCCCCAGGGAGAGAAGGAGUGAAGAGUCCUCCCAAGAGAAAAGAUGCUGAAGAAGACCUUCCCUCUGAGGACGAGUCUGCACAGUUCAAGAAACCCAAAAAACCACUGGCAAAGGUAUAAAAAAAGCUGCUCCAAAAUCUGUGGCGAGGAAGAAAAGGAGAAUUUAGGCCAGGAGACCAGCAUGGCGAUUUAUUGUUUUAUUCAUUUACAAAACACUGUUCAGGUUCUGCUUCAGUUCAUGGGAGUACAUUCUUUUGUUUAAGGAAACAAACCAUAAGGCAAAAUGGUGUUUUCAUAUGUUGAAUUGUAAGAAGAGCAAUCUCAGAGAGUUUAGUACAUGAAGUUAAAAAUGCGACAGAUUUGUUCAGAUUAGAGUUGCUAAUAAAAAAAAAAAAAGGAGGGGGUGUUACAGAAAUAAAGCUUGGUUGCAAAACA